Schistocerca gregaria is the source of this 4752-nucleotide messenger RNA. RefSeq lists its product as uncharacterized. The transcript is spliced from 4 exons. Bases 51 to 1538 code for a protein of 495 amino acids. The record is from RefSeq and is a predicted model, not a curated record. NCBI's taxonomy places the organism in Eukaryota, Metazoa, Arthropoda, Insecta, Orthoptera, Acrididae.
AGAGUAACUAUAGCUGUGUCGAAGACGCUGUUCGAUACUUCGAUUGUAGCAUGGCCGAAGUAGAGGAGAGUAAUAGAAAUAAACAAAUUAAGAAGCGAACUCGAAACCCGUCUGAGUGGCAACGAGAAAAGAGGAAAAGAUUGAGAGUAGCAGGAAAGUCGUACAUAAAUAGCAAAGGUGAUGUUGUUCAGGAGAGAAAAAUUGGAGAGGACUGCAAAUGUCGUCGUAAAUGUUACAAAAUUGUAACAGAAGAUGUCAGAAACAAGCUGUUUGAUGGAUAUUAUUCACUGAAGAGCCAUGAUGAGCAGAAUGCCUACUUGUUUGGCCUGAUACGUAAAUACGAUAUUGCAAGAAAAAGAUGCAAGGACAGUGAUCGAAGAACAUGCAGUUAUCGUUACUUUGUCAGGCACCGAGGGAAGGAAGUGCAGGUCUGCAGGCUAGCAUUUGCACACAUUCAUGGUAUUUCUGCACAUAAGAUUAGGAUACUGUGCCAGAAACAGGACCAGAAUGUUAUGUAUCCUCGUGAUGGGCGAGGAAAGCAUGACAACCGACCCACGAAAAUAUCAGAUCAGACACGGAAUCAGAUAAAAGAGCACAUUUACUCAAUAAUUAAAUCAGAUAGGGUCCGGGAAUUUUUUAAGGAAGAAAAACAUAGUGGACCAGAUGUAAACAUUACGAAAAUGUGGAAGGACUAUCUACUGAAGUAUGAUCCAAAUUACUGUGACAGUGCAUCAGACAAUGAAAAAGUAACAGCACCAAUGAACCAUAGUGGUAACAGUUUGGUAUCUGAUAACUUACAGAUGCCAGUGUUUACUAGCAGUCUUGGACCAGAAAUGACUCAACAGCAACAUUUACCUUACUCAAAUACUAUCAAUCUUUCACACUAUCAUGUGCCAUCUAUGAGCAGUAAUCUGGAACUCUUUGGGAAUGAUGGAACCCAGUAUGAAGAUCAGGAAAGGCUAAACUCUCAUAGCAAACAAGAUACCCGACCACCUCCAAUUAUAAAACAUUGGUUGUAUAGCAAAGUCUUCCAUGAGGAAUUUAAAUUACAUGACUUUGUUUCAUUAAAAAAGAAACUAUGUUCCUUCAAAGAUAGUGAUAAGUCUCAAAUGAGCCAGCAAGCAAACAAAUCAGAGCGCAAACAGAAGACACCUAAGAAAAUCAGUCGAGACAAAGAUUCUGUUGGUGACGUAACAGGUGGACAAAACAUAGUGAAUGUCUCUGAUGGUCAUAAUGGAGUGAUUGAAAGUUCUGGGCAUCUUCAGAUGCCACCAGUAAAUUCUAGUUCUUCACCUGACAUGUAUAUUUUGCCAGUGAAUUUGCAAGAUCUUCCUCCUCUGAAUCAGCCAAGUGAAAUGUUGCAUCAGCACCAUCAACACCACACUAUGCAGCUUAACCUCCACACUUAUUCCACACCCCAGGCCAGUGUUAUAAACCCCCUCGUCCACAAUCAGCCUCCGUGUACAGCAAUGAUGGGAUCCGUAGGCCUAAGUCAGAACUCUUGUGGAGCAUAUGCCCCUGCUGCUGCAUUUUACUAGUGUGUUAUUCUUCCCAUAUAAUACUUAAUAAUAAUUAUUUAUAAAGGCAUUAUAUGUGAAAGACUUCUUACAACCCAUAAGUUAAUUUGUGAAGCAAUUUUAUGUAAAAUUUUGAGUCACUGUAAUUUUUUAGUGCAUCAUCUAUUCAGAUUUAUCAAACAUUGUGUUAUGUUUAUUGUGUAGAGAAGAAAAAUAAAUAUUAUCUGUCUUUUGCAUCAGAAUGUUUAUUUUGCUUCAACAGUAUAAGGAAAAGAUAGAUUGCUACUCAUCAUAAAGAUGCCACAUUGAGUUGCAGGCAGGUACAACGAAAAGACACUAAUGUGUAAGCUUUUGGCCACUGUCAGACACACACACACACACACACACCAUUUGCGGAAGUUUGGAGCAGAGUGCCGGUCUGAGGUGCCAGAAAUGACGGUCAUGUGCUUGAGGUGCAAUUGUGUGUGUGUGUGUGUGUGUGUGUGUGUGUGUGUGUGUGUGUGUGUGUGGUGUGGUGUGUUUGUUUCCUUUUCCGAUGAAGGUUCUGUGAAGGUUCUGGCCAAAAGCUAAUGUGUAAAUGUCUUUUCAUUGUGCCUGUCUGCCAUUCAACAUACCGUCUUUAAGGUGAGUAGCCUGGAGUUUCCAUUGUUUUAUUUCUUUCCAGUCAGAUAUGCUUCCACCUACUGAUAUGGGGCAUCAUCAGUAAAUUUUUAUGAAUAGUAAACAUGAAAACCACUGAGAGUACUACCCAACAAAAUUAUUUGCACUGGGCCUUCCUUGGCCACUAUUGGAACACACUGUGACCUUACAGUAAACAAGUACACUGGUGAUUAUGGAAAAUGCUUCACAGUGUCAAUGCUUUCAGGUCAGCUGUGCACAUACUAUUAAGUGGUUCAGCAUGUCCUCAGGAAAUAUCAUGAUAAAAACUCACAAUACACUGACCGAAGUGCCCUCACCCUUCCAAGUGCCAUAGUAUAGUGGUCAACUAAUAUCUAAUAUGAAUAUCUAGAAUGUGUGUGGUGGGGAAUGAAACAAACAUUCUGUUGCAAAAGACUGAUAAUAUUUAUCUUAACUUGUUGAUAAACAUAACUGAAGUAGCAACUGAGGAAGAGUGGCUGCAAAUAUUUUAAAAAAAUAUUGUUUUUGUGUAAUCUACAAAGGUAUGAAAUUGAUAUCAUUUAAUUCACAUGCAUAUUCCCCAGUUUUCAGAAGAUAAUUCAUAUUGUUUUGAACAUAUUUCCUUCUGUUUUUGUUUGUUUGUUUUUAAAUUAGUUACAGUUCAUUUAGGACACAAAACUUCAUAAUUUUAUCUGUCUCUGGUCAUUAUUAUUUCUUGUCCAUCAUACAAAGUGUAAAAAACUAUGUAUACAAAAUUGUUGAGUGUUUAGAGGAGAUAAAAAACACUUAUGUGUCAAAAACAUCAUGUGUACUCUGGUAUUGGGUGCUGCAGAGGUUGAAUGCCCACUGGAGCAGAUGGAUCUCAGCAGUCGAUAUCGGGCACCACGGCAAGUGCGCCUCUGAUGCUCUAGUUUGAUGCCUACGAAUCAAUCUCUGCUAUAGUAGAACUGUUGGAUAAGUGCCUACGUGUCAUCUGGAUACUUUGUUUGGUUUCAUCUUGGGUUGAUCUCUCCACAGCUCUUGAUCUUGUUGUCAUUACUGUGGCAACUGAUUUGCGUAGCACCUCACUGUUAUAACAUUGUUCGUCCUUGUCAUGUCUAUAGUCUGUCACAUUUUGUGCUCUGUACCGUUGAUUUGGGUUACUCUUCCUCAGGCGGCUCUCCCUCCUGGCAGCUCCCUCUGUUUCUGCAUUCACCAAGGUUUGAAUUGAUAUCCAGCUACUACUGGCAGAGCAUGUACCGUUUCCCCACCAAGCCUCCAUGAAGGUUUUGACACUAGCGAUAUUCAGAGAUAGUGUUCAGACUUAAAUGUGAGGAAUAUUGUUUUAGAGAUAUUGCUGAAAACGUCAUCCAUUUGUGUUAUGGCACAAGCUGCAUCUGUGUCCUAACGAUUGUCUGAACUAAACCACCAGAUGUUUCACGAAUAAAAGUUGUAGCUUCAGCCAAACAGGCAACCAACCCUUCUGGAGUCGUUAUCUGUAUCUCUUACACCAAAUGCUUCGUCUCACCCAACAAAAAGAAAUCUGUAAGAGUGAUACCAGGAGAACAUGAUGCACAUGUUUUGUAAAAUCACUCCUUUUGGAGAUUAUUUACUUUUCCUUAAGAUCCUUCCACUGAAUCUCAGCCUGGCAUGGGCUUUUUGUACAGUCAGUUUUAUGUGGAAGUCGCAUUUUAGGUCACUCUGAAUGGUUACUCCAAAGUAUUGUACAAUUGUUACUGUGUCCAGUGAUUUGUCACCAGCAGUAUAAUCUCUCCACCUAUGUGCGCAAUACAUAACAUUUAAUUACAUUCAGGGUAAUGACAACUUAACCUGUAAUAGCAAUAAAAUGUUACUGUGUUGCAAAUCAGAUUCCAGUGUCAAUGUGCUGCAUGUGAAGCAGUCAAAACAACUGUGAAUGUUGGCCUAAGGGAAGUCCAGUGUCAAACGUGUGACACUUGUGUCAUAUAACAGAUGUGCUUCUUUUCAUCUCCUCUAAACGUUCACGCAAAAACUCUGCACAAUUACGUGAAAUAAUAUUUGCAAAUCAGACAUCUGCAUGUCUUCGAUCAGCAGUUAAAGACAUUAGAAUUUUAUAGGCCCAUUUUACGCAUUUGGUAUGCCACAGUUUUUAUGGCUUGUAUUGAGCUAUUCUAAAGUUUGUACAUUCGACUCUCAAGCUUUGCUGUGAAUUAACACCUGGAUGUAUCUAAAUGUGAGUCACAUGAAAUUUAUAUCAAUUACCUUCUGCUUCUAACAGUGGGACUAAAAAUGUUUAUUGUUUAAUUAUAUGUAAGAUAUUUUGAUAAGAAGAAAUUUCAUACUUGAUUUUUGUGUUAUAAAGGUGCUGUGUGUGCUGAUCUGAAUACAGCAUACCUUUUCAAUUCUUGACACAUUCUACAAGUUAUAAAAUUGUGUCAUAAUCACUAAAAUGGAUUUUAUGACCUUUGCUGUGUAACAUCUCAACAAAAUUGAGACCUCAAAUGAAGCCAUGUUAGAUGCUCACAUUAAAUGUUGCAUGUUUGCAACAGUGUUCAUUAAUUCACCAUGAUGCCAAAUAAUGUCAGUGUGCUACACUUAUCACUGUAGUAAGUGUACUUGUAAAUAUAUAAUUGACAUUUGGAUAAAUGCACAGAGCUUA